AUGGAAGGUCAAAAUCCUCCCCAGGCUUUCCUCUCGAGCUAUGCGCCACGUCUGCGCGUAUACAACAACUCUCUCCUCAACCCGGUCCUUGCUGCAGCGCCUGGCCCUCAGUCGCGAACCACAAAGCGAGGCACCACCCUCAUCAACUACGCCGAGGACGGCUAUGAUUACGAAGAUGAUGAUGACGAUGAUAGACGCCGCCCGACCGGACUACGAAGUCUGCGUCGCGAGGACAGCACUUCCGCCCUCACCGCAGCCGCCAAAGUAGGCAAGGAGGCCAGAGCACCAGUUGGCGUGCAAGGAAUCUGGAGAGAAUGGAUGCUCAAGGACAAGAAGCGCUCCGACCUUGGCAACCAGGCGCAAGCUCAGCUUCCAGUUACGCUGAUUCCUAUUCGUAUCGAUGUCGACAUACCGGCAUUUAUGCCUGCGCCGGCCUACCCUCUGCCCCGAGGCGUGCAGCAGAUCACUCCCCAGAUGGAUGCAUCACUCUAUAGAAAUGGCGAAUUGACGGUGGCAUACAAAUUGAGAGACUUUUUCCUAUGGAAUCUCCACGAAACCAUUAUCACAACCGAUCAAUUUGCGACAAACCUAGUCCAAGAUCUCGAUCUCCCGAAUCAGGUAGCCAUUGCCAACGAAAUAAGCAAGCAAAUACGAACACAGCUGGAAGAAUAUGCUGGUGUCGCUCUACAUCCACUAUUCCACUCAGAAGAGACCAAGACUGCACCAGCAUCAAACGUUGCAGCAGCAGCAUCAACAGCACUCCAGGCCGUCGCACGCGACAGUCCAAUUGCACCACCAACGCCACUUCCAGCCUCGGUAUCCAACCUUGGAGGUUCCAGCACACCUCUUGCUAACGGGGCAGAGACUCCUAGCAAGGCAUCUGCUUCGCAAGCUCCCGAAGUAACUGCUGUGGCAACACCUGUUCCUGCUGAUGAUGGCGACGAAUUUAGUCCUGAUGACACAUACCGCUGCCUCGUCACUCUCAACAUGAACCUUGGAUCCAAUCUAUACACUGACAAAUUCGAAUGGUCGCUUUUGCACUCUCCCGGCACAGCCGAGGCAUUUGCCAAGGUCACAUGUACCGAUCUUGGCCUCGCCGGCGAAUGGGUACCGGCAUUAACGCACGCGAUCUAUGAAGCUGUCUUGCGUUUGAAGAAGGAGGCCUGUGAGGCUGGUGGUCUGGUCACUGGCUGGGGCGCGACAGGCACCGAGUUCCCCAAUGAUGCAGCCCACGGGGCUGAAGCCGGUUGGCGUUAUGAUCCGGAGCAUCUCGCAGAUGACUGGGAGCCCAAGAUUGAGAUCCUCUCCAAGGACGACAUGGAAAAGCGUGAGGGCGACCGUGAACGACAAAUCCGCCGCCUCCGCCGCGAGACGGCACGUUUCAGCAGCGUCGCUGGAAUGAUUGGUGGCACGCCAGUUGGCAGCAGCUUUGGCGUGCAGGAAGAAGAAGAGCGCAUGGGACGUGGUGAGCGAUCCAAGAAGAAGCGCAGAUUCAGAAGUCUGAGUCCUCUCAAUCGAUCAGGAACUCCUGGCGGUUGGGGAACUCCUGAUGUCGGCUACGGUGGCGGCGGUGCCGGUUCCUUGACAGACCAGGAGAGGUACAAUUGGCGCUGCACACAUUGUCGCAUAUGGGGAACAAGCGUCUGGGCAGUCCGCGAUGGCCCAUAUGGACCAAGAUCCCUUUGUGCCAAUUGUGGGCUACUUUACGAGAAGAACAAGAGACUUCCUAGGUGGACUCAAAAUCUUCACUACAUGGAUCAUCGGCCAUUUUAG
This is a messenger RNA of Pestalotiopsis fici W106-1, 1773 nucleotides long. RefSeq lists its product as uncharacterized. The transcript has 2 exons. Gene Ontology annotation, molecular function: transcription coregulator activity. Bases 1 to 1773 code for a protein of 590 amino acids. The record is from RefSeq and is a predicted model, not a curated record. NCBI's taxonomy places the organism in Eukaryota, Fungi, Ascomycota, Sordariomycetes, Amphisphaeriales, Sporocadaceae. Gene Ontology annotation, cellular component: RSC-type complex; nucleus; nuclear chromosome. Gene Ontology annotation, biological process: chromatin remodeling; regulation of transcription by RNA polymerase II.